This is a messenger RNA of Polyodon spathula (Mississippi paddlefish), 6328 nucleotides long. It is a transcript of the gene dip2bb, whose product is annotated as disco-interacting protein 2 homolog Bb. The transcript has 38 exons. NCBI's taxonomy places the organism in Eukaryota, Metazoa, Chordata, Actinopteri, Acipenseriformes, Polyodontidae. The record is from RefSeq and is a predicted model, not a curated record. The coding region runs from base 225 to 4949 and encodes 1574 amino acids.
CGCAGGUGGCGUGUUGGAGAGGCGAGCGCUUUCCCCUCCAGUCCUCAUUAGGAGCAGCAGGAUCAUCAUAUAUCAUGUGAUGCUGAAUGCAUUGCAGCUGCAGUAUGGCGGUGGUGGCACGGAAGCUCCCGAGUGGGUUUUCAAACCGUGCUUUUAUGUAAGCCCCGCUUUGUUGUUUUGGUGUGUGCGUGUGCGCGUCGUGGGAGCCGCAAGGAUUUGAAAGCAUGGCUGACAGAGGCGUGGAUCUCUCGGUUCUCCCCAAAGAUGUGCGGGACUCGCUGGCCGAGCUGGAGUUAGAGUUAUCCGAGGGUGAUAUCACACAGAAGGGUUAUGAGAAGAAAAGGGCGAAGCUGCUGGCUCCCUACAUCCCUCAGACACGAGGGGUGGACCCGGCUCUUCAGAGCGAACACAGGAAGCAGACGCCCGCCCCUUCGUCGGCCCCCGCUCCCUCGUCCUCCUCCAAAUACCACCGUGCUCGCUCCGGGGGGGCAAGGGAUGACCGCUACAGAUCUGAUAUUCACACAGAAGCUGUGCAGGCUGCCUUGGCGAAACACAAAGAGCAGAAGAUGGCGCUGCCCAUGCCAACCAAGAGGCGCUCGGUGUUCGUUCAUUCAGCGCUCGAGGCCUGUACCCCUCCAGACACCUCCUCGGCCUCAGAGGACGAAGGCUCCUUGCGGAGACAGGCAGCCCUGGCUGCUGCCCUGACUCAGAGCCUGCAGAACACGGAGUCCUGGAUCAACAAGACUGUGCAGGGCUCGUCCACCUCCUCCUCGGCCUCGUCCACGCUGUCCCACGGGGAGGGCAAGACCCCCCACAUCUCCCUGGCGGACGUCCUGGCCCAGGCUCGCAUUGAGAACUCCCCGGCCCCCCCUGACGUGACCUACCCCUCGUCCUCCUCCUCCUCAGACAGGACGUCCCGCAUCGACCUGCCCUCCUCCUCCUCCUCCUCCUCCUCCGGGCUGGUCAAGGGCAUGACCCGGGACCCGAGCAAGUCCAGCAUCAUGGACACAGCGGACGGGGUCCCAGUCAACAGCCGUGUCUCCACGAAGAUCCAGCAGCUGCUGAACACACUGAAACGACCCAAGAGACCCCCUCUCAGGGAGUUCUUCAUGGACGACUUCGAGGAGAUCGUGGAAGUUCCGCAGCCCGACCCGAACCAGCCCAAACCCGAAGGCAGACAGAUCGUCCCGGUCAAGGGGGAGCCCUUGGGAGCGGCCAGCAGCUGGCCCCCGGCCCUGGAGGCCGCUCUGCAGCGCUGGGGGACCACGCAGGCCAAGUGCCCCUGCCUGACCGCGCUGGACGCCACGGGCAAAUCACUCUACACGCUGACCUAUGGCAAGCUUUGGAGUCGAAGUCUGAAGCUGGCCUACACUCUGCUGAACAAACUGGGGACCAAGAAUGAACCGGUGCUGAAACCAGGAGACAGGGUGGCCCUGGUGUACCCCAACAGUGACCCCGGCAUGUUCCUGGUUGCUUUCUACGGGUGUCUGCUGGCCGAGGUCAUCCCGGUGCCCAUAGAGGUGCCCCUGUCCAGAAAGGAUGCUGGCGGGCAGCAGAUCGGGUUUCUCCUGGGUUCCUGUGGGGUGGCCUUGGCGCUGACCAGCGAGGUUUGUCUCAAGGGGCUCCCCAAGACACAGAACGGGGAGAUCGUGCAGUUCAAAGGCUGGCCUCGUCUGAAGUGGGUUGUGACAGACUCUAAAUAUCUAACCAAGCCUUCGAAGGACUGGCAGCCUCACAUUGCAGCUGCCACCACAGAUCCAGCGUACAUAGAGUACAAGUCAAGCAAGGAGGGCAGUGUUAUGGGAGUGUCUGUGUCUCGGAUUGCAAUGCUGACCCACUGCCAAGCCCUAACCCAGGCCUCCAGCUACACUGAAGGAGAAACUUUAGUAAACGUUUUAGACUUCAAGAAAGACGUUGGGUUGUGGCACGGUGUGCUAAUGAGUGUAAUGAAUAAGCUGCACACUGUGAGCGUGCCCUACGCUGUGAUGAAGGCCAGCCCUUUGUCAUGGGUGCAGAGAGUCCACGCACACAAAGCUAAGGUGGCCCUGGUGAAGUGCCGGGACCUGCACUGGGCGAUGAUGGCGCAUCGUGAGCAGAGAGACAUCCACCUGGGCUCGCUACGCAUGCUGAUCGUGGCCGACGGAGCCAAUCCCUGGUCCGUGUCCUCCUGCGAUGCGUUCCUCAACGUGUUCCAGAGCCACGGGCUCAAACCCGAGGUCAUCUGCCCGUGCGCCACCUCCCCCGAGGCCAUGACCGUGGCCAUACGCAGGCCCGGCGUUCCCGGGGCUCCCCUCCCUGCCAGGGCCAUCCUGUCCAUGAGUGGGCUAAGCUUCGGGGUGAUCCGGGUCAACACCGAGGACAAGAACUCUGCGCUGACCGUGCAGGACGUGGGCCACGUCAUGCCUGGAGCGCUCAUGUGCAUCGUGAAGCCCGAGGGCUCCCCCCAGCUGUGCAAGACAGACGAGAUCGGGGAGAUCUGUGUGAGCUCCAGAGCUGGAGGAAUGAUGUACUAUGGGCUGCCCGGAGUCACCAAGAACACCUUUGAGGUGAUCCCUCUGAACUCGGCUGGCGCUCCCAUCGGGGAGAUGUCCUUCGUCCGAUCAGGGUUGCUGGGGUUCGUGGGUCCGGGCAGCCUGGUCUUCGUGGUCGGGAAGAUGGAUGGCUUGCUGAUGGUCAGCGGCAGAAGACACAAUGCAGACGACAUCGUGGCCACGGCGCUGGCAGUGGAGCCGGUCAAGACAGUGUACAGGGGGAGGAUCGCAGUGUUCUCCGUGACGGUAUUUUACGACGAGCGAAUCGUGGUGGUGGCGGAGCAGCGGCCCGACGCCUCUGAAGAGGACAGCUUCCAGUGGAUGAGCCGCGUCCUCCAGGCCAUUGACAGCAUCCACCAGGUGGGUCUGUACUGCCUGGCUCUGGUCCCUGCGAACACUCUGCCCAAGACCCCUCUGGGGGGCAUCCACCUCUCCCAGAGCAAGCAGCACUUCCUGGAGGGGGCGCUGCACCCCUGCAACAUCCUCAUGUGCCCCCACACCUGCGUCACCAACCUCCCCAAGCCUCGGCAGAAACAGCCAGUGGGCGUGGGGCCGGCCUCGAUCAUGGUGGGGAACCUGGUGGCUGGAAAGAGAGUGGCCCAAGCAGCCGGGAGAGACCUGGGGCUGACUGAGGACCAGGAAGCCAAGAAGAAUCUGUUUCUCUCGGAGGUUCUUCAGUCAAGGGCUCAAUCAGAACCAGAACACAUCCUCUUCAUGCUGCUCAAUGCAAAGGGCGUGGCGGUCAGCACUGCCUCCUGUCUGCAGCUCCACAAGCGGGCGGAGCGCAUCGCGGCCGCACUCACCGAAAAGGGCAAUCUCAACACCGGGGACAACGUGGUGCUGCUCUACCCUCCAGGGAUCGACUUGAUUGCCUCGUUCUACGGCUGUCUCUACGCCGGCUGCAUCCCAGUCACAGUGAGGCCCCCGCACCAGCAGAGCCUGAGCGCCACGCUGCCCACAGUCCGCAUGAUCAUUGACGUGAGCAAGGCAGCCUGCAUCCUCACCACUCAGAUCCUCAUGAAGACUCUGAAGUCUAAAGAGGCAGCGGCCGCCGUGGAUGUGAAGACGUGGCCCACGAUUAUCGACACGGACGACCUUCCCCGCAGACGACCCCCUCAGAUCUACAAGCCCCCCACAGCAGAGAUGCUGGCCUACCUGGACUUCAGCGUGUCCACCACAGGCAUGCUGACCGGGGUCAAGAUCUCCCACGCUGCGGUCAGUGCCCUGUGCCGCUCCAUCAAGCUGCAGUGUGAGCUCUACUCCACUCGACAGAUCGCAAUCUGCCUGGAUCCCUACUGUGGACUGGGCUUCGUGCUCUGGUGCCUGUGCAGUGUGUACUCUGGUCACCAGUCCAUCCUCAUCCCUCCCAUGGAGUUGGAGACUAACCUGUCCCUCUGGCUGUCGGCAGUCAGCCAGUACAAGAUCAGAGACACCUUCUGCUCCUACUCUGUGAUGGAGAUGUGCACCAAGGGUCUGGGCACACAGACUGAGGCACUCAAGGCCCGUGGUAUAAACCUGUCCUGUGUGCGUGCCUGCGUGGUGGUGGCGGAGGAGAGACCGCGCAUCUUGCUCACGCAGUCCUUCUCCAAACUCUUCAAGGACCUGGGACUGUCCCCUCGAGCAGUCAGCACCUCCUUCGGGUCGAGAGUCAACCUGGCCAUCAGCUUACAGGGCACCACGGGGCCAGACCCCACGACGGUGUACGUGGACAUGAAAUCUCUGAGGCAUGACAGGGUUCGUUUGGUAGAAAAGGGAGCCCCACAAAGCCUUCCUCUCACUGAAUCUGGAAAGAUCCUGCCUGGGGUCAGGGUCGUUAUUGUGAACCCGGAGACAAAGGGGCCCCUGGGGGACUCCCACCUGGGAGAGGUGUGGGUGAGCAGCCCGCAGUGUUCCAGUGGAUACUACACCAUCUACGGAGAUGAGAACCUCCAGGCCGACCACUUCAACACCAAGCUCAGUUUCGGGGACACCCAGACGCUGUGGGCUCGCACCGGGUACCUGGGCUUUGUGAAGAGGACCGAGUUGCUGGAUGCUAGCGGAGGUCGCCAUGACGCCCUGUACGUGGUGGGAGCGCUGGACGAGACGCUGGAGCUGCGGGGGCUUCGCUACCAUCCCAUCGACAUUGAGACCUCUGUGUCCCGAGCGCACAGGAGCAUCGCGGAGUGCGCCGUGUUCACGUGGACCAACCUGCUGGUGGUGGUGUCGGAGCUGUGCGGCUCGGAGCAGGAGGCUCUGGACCUGGUGCCGCUGGUCACCAACGUGGUCCUGGAGGAGCACCACCUCAUCGUGGGCGUGGUGGUGGUCGUGGACCCUGGCGUGAUUCCCAUCAACUCGCGCGGGGAGAAGCAGCGCAUGCACCUGCGGGACAGCUUCCUGGCAGAUCAGCUGGACCCCAUCUACGUGGCUUACAACAUGUAGAGAGCGAGGAGCACCAGCGAGAACCUUCCAAAACUCAACGCUCAGACGGGCGGGGCGGGGGGGCCGGAUCCACCUGGAUCCGUGUCUCAGUAAGACACUACCCUUCCAGGACUUCUACAGCGAAGAUAGAUCUCUCGUCUGCCAGAUCCCAACUCCACACAGGGAUUUUGCGAUAUUCCCACUGCGGUGCAGAACGAUGCAAGGGGAUGGCUGUCUGGUGAGCCGAGGGCUGACCGUUCCCAGCAUGACGCCGCCCAUCUCUAUAGAAAUCAGGCGAGUUGCAGUAAUAAGAUGGCAAGCACACAGCGGUAGAGCCUCAACAAGAUGCGAAUUUACUGAAUAACGAAAAUGUAUUGACCAACUGCACAGAGACCUCUGCAGUUGUCUCUUGGUCUAGUAUCAUCACCCCCUACACCCCACCCCCUUGCCUUAUCGAACCCAAGUCUUAACGUUUCCGGCGCAGGGAAUUGUUUCCCUGCCGCUGUGACACUGCCCCCUGCUGCUCGGAGGUAAACAGACGGACUGGCUUUGCAGAGGCAGCGAGGUCAACAGCACAGCAAGGUCGGCUCUUCUCAAACACCUUUUUUGAAUAUGUUUUUAUUUUAAUCUGCUGAUGCUUGAGAGCUGCAGCGUUGAGUUUUGGAAUUGCAUACGCGCGGACUAAUUUAAAAAAACAAAACUGAAAUGCAAUUUUAAUUUUAUUUCCAUUAUUAUUAUUAUUAUUUUUUUUUUGUGUGCGUGUGUUUACACAUAUAACACAUGUAAACAGUAUAUUGGUGCAAAACAACAAAAUAUACUCAAAUCAUUUCAAGACAGCGGGACAAGUUGUUGCCUUAUAUCCUGUGGGAAUUUUUAUUGUUAUUGUAAUUAUUUUACAUGAUUGCUUUUACUUGACUCCUGAUUUUAAUAUUCCAGCCAGGGUCGGGCUUCAGUGUCUGUUUUUUCAAUUUCAUUUCCAAAGCAAUUCCCAAUUCCAAUAAUUAAUAUUUGAGAUACAUAGCCACUGUUGAGAUUUCUUCAUCUGCUUUCACUUGAAGCCAGUUUAUCUGACUAACAAACAGAGGUUUCGAUUUGAAGCGAUUUGCAGCCGCUGUCUGGGAGAACCUCGUUUUAACCGAGUGCCACUGAUUGAUCAAGGGUGGGUUGGAAUUGAUUAAAGGGAACUGGGAAUUGAUUUUUUUAAAAGGAAAUGGAAUUCCCUCCCACCGGAAUUCCAGCACCACUGGUACCUCAAACCUGUUUUCAAAUCCCUAUAAUUUAAGUCCAGACCUGGUCCCUUGUAUGUUGCUUAGAGAUAAUAGUAGAUAGAAAUAUAUUAUAACGUUAUUUUAUAGAGAUAAAUGUACAGUUUUAAAAAGAAAAUAAAGUUGUCUGAGAGA